Molecule: messenger RNA, 261 nt
Organism: Caenorhabditis briggsae
Lineage: Eukaryota; Metazoa; Nematoda; Chromadorea; Rhabditida; Rhabditidae
Exons: 1
Coding region: 1-261 (86 amino acids)
Source: RefSeq, a predicted model, not a curated record
AUGACCUCUUAUUGCCCAGCAUGCGGAAAACUAGUUUAUUUUGCCGAGAAGAUCUUCGCACUUGGAGCCGACUGGCACAAGUCAUGCUUCAAAUGCACAAACAAGGAGUGUAAGAAAAUCCUUACUCUCGGGAAGCAGGUCGAUAAGAAUCAGAAGCCAUACUGUGCACAUUGCUAUGAUGUCUACUUCGGACGGACCCAAUACAAGCAGCAAUUUGUCAAAAUUCAUGAUUUCGCAGGAGAAGACACCGAGGAGGACUAG